Molecule: messenger RNA, 9453 nt
Organism: Pantherophis guttatus
Lineage: Eukaryota; Metazoa; Chordata; Lepidosauria; Squamata; Colubridae
Source: RefSeq, a predicted model, not a curated record
CUUGCUUUCGCCUUGCAAUUCCCAGGAGGUCCCUAAUUGCAGACGCCCCGCGGGGUUUGCAAAGCGCUUUGUCGGUGGCCUCCCUGGAAGGAAGCAUUCAACCUGCCAGCCUGGGACUGCUCCACCUCAAUUCUCCACACACACCCCACCCCUGGCCCCCUUUCCCACCCUUGGUAGGGCUCGUGGCUGGCUGGUGCGGACCUUGUCCUGCAGGAAGGAUGACAACCCCCAUCCCCACCCGAACUGUCUUGCAAUGGGUUUUCCUGUGCAAACUAUCAGUUUUGGGUGGAGGUGCUGGAGAAAGAGCCACAGCAUUUUGGGGGUGCUGAGAAAAAGCCAGAGCGUUUUGGGGAUAGGACUGCUGGAGGAAAGACCAGAGCAGUUUGAGGGGGUGAGAGUGCUGGAGAAAAAGCCAGAACAUUUUGGGGUCCCCACACUGGACCUGAGCUGACUGCCGAGCAUUGGAGGUAUCUCCAGCUUGGACUUUUUUGUGUUCUUUGGAAAGUUACCAGGGUGCUGUGGCAAAGAAGGUCAUAAAACAGGCCAAUACUCACUUAACAACUGCCUUAAUUCACAACAUAAAUUUUGACCUCAAUUGUGGUCCUAUAUCGAGUCCUACACGUACUUCCUUUUUGAAAAGUGAUUGCAUGUGUUGGUGGUGUGUGUGGGUGUGUUUAACAGCAGUGUCUUCUCUGUCUUCUGUUAAAUGUUUGUGAACAAGAACAUCCUAUCGACGUCUACGAAGGCAGCUCUCUUUUUUUCCCUCACUUUUUCUUUUCUUUUAUUCCUUUCCCUUAGCUUGAAAACUGAAAGCAUUUAUUUAUUUUGCUCUGUGGGAGGAUUCUUAUCGUUUGAGGAUCAAAGUCCCACAUCUCCCAAAAUGGCUUCUUGCCAUUCUGCUCCUCUGACCGAAAGUCCUUUUGCAAAUCCAGGACAGACUUCGGAUGGAUGUGAACCAGCGUCUUGGUACACCCCAAAAACUGGCUCACGAGACCCAGAAGGAUAUAGAUCCCGUGUUGCCUUGCUUGGCUCUACUGAGAAGUUCUGGGGAAGAAUGAGGAAGGACAACGUCCUGCAAGGAGAAACCACCAGACGGGCUGGAGAACAUCAACUUUGCCGGGAGUUCAUAUACAAAGAGACUGAGGCACCUCGAGAACUUUGCACUCGCUUACACCGUCUUUAUCGUCAAUGGCUGAAGCCAGAGAAACACACGAAAACUCAGAUGUUGGACUUGGUGGUCCUGGAGCAGUUCCUGGCCGUCCUGCCCCCAAAGAUGGAAAGCUGGGUACGAGAGUGUGGAGCAGAGACCAGCUCCCAGGCAGUAGCCCUUGCGGAAGGUUUCCUCCUGAGCCAGGAAGAGGAGAAGAAGCAGGGAGAAACGCAGGUUCAGAAUCCCUUCAUGGAAGUGGAUGCUCAGAACUCCCAACCACACAGAGAUGUGUCAUCUCUAUCUCAGGAACUGGCCUUCGAAAGGAUCUCCCAAGAAGAUCCAGCUCAGAUCACAUCCGAAAGGAAUGGAGCAACCCUGAGGUUUCCUGCAGAAACACCUUUGCUUUGUGGUGGAACUGAAACUGCUGUUGUUAUUCCAACUCAGUUUCAGAAUCACAUGUCAUUUGAAGAUAUAGCCAUAUUUUUUUCUGAAGAGGAGUGGGCCCUGCUGAAUCCUGACCAGAAAUUGCUGUACAGGGAGAUCAUGUUGGAAAAUGCAAGGAAUGUGACCUGCAUAGGCAAAAGGUGGGAGAACGAGGACUCUAAGAAGGAGAUGAUAGAGCACUUGCCAACAGUCAACAAUGAAAUUGGAGAAAGGAUGUUCCGAUGUCAGUGGGGAGUCCAAAGUCCUGAGGAAAACCAGCUAAAUGGAGAGCCAGAGAAAGCCCUCGCUUUUCAUUGUGGAGAUAACAAUGCGCUCCAGGCUGAAAAAAAUCACCAAGAAACCGGAAUGUGUCCAGGCUGUGGAAAAAUAUUGAAGGAGGAAUCAGGAUUGUGUGGAUAUUGCAGAAGGCCACCUGUCGAGACACAACAUGAAAACAGGGAACGGGCCUUUCCUCUUACUUUAGAUCAAAAUAUAUCGCUUGGGGAGAAAUUAUAUAACUAUGUGGAAUGUGGAGAGAGCUUCAGCCAGAGUAGCCAUCUCAGUAACCAUCAAAAGAGUCACAUCCGGGAGAAUACAAAUCAAUGCAUGGAUUGCGGGAAGAGCUUCCUUCAGAAAAGUCACCUUAUGACCCAUGAAAGGAUCCACCAAGGAGAGAAACCACAUCCAUGCUUGGAGUGUGGAAAAAGCUUCAUUAAGAGAACUUACCUCACUUCUCACAUGAGAAUCCACAGCGGGGAGAAACCCUAUCAAUGUACGGAGUGUGGGAAAGGCUUCUCUCGGAAAAGCAACCUUGCUUCCCAUAAGAGGAUCCACACAGGGGAGAAACCGUAUCAGUGCCUGGAGUGCGGGAAGCGCUUCAGUGAAGUAAGUCAUCUCACUACCCAUAAGAGGAUCCACACAGGGGAGAAACCAUAUCAGUGCCUGGAGUGUGGGAAGCGCUUCAGUGAUGGAAGUCACCUCACUUCCCAUAAAAGGACCCAUACAGGAGAGAAGCCAUAUAAAUGUCUGGAGUGUGGGAAGUGUUUUAGCAUGAGCAGUUCCCUGGCAUCCCAUAAAAAGACCCACACGGGAGAGAAGCCAUACAUAUGUACGGAAUGUGGAAAAAGCUUCAUUACGAGAAGUUCCCUGACUUCCCACACGAGAAUCCAUACUGGGGAGAAGCCAUAUCAAUGUCUGGAGUGUGGGAAGAGUUUUAGUGUAAGGAGUUCCCUUAGUUCUCAUAAAAGGAUCCACACGGGGGAGAAACUGUACAACUGUGUGGACUGUGGAAUAAGCUUUAGAAAUAGUAGUUCUGUGACUUCCCACAGAAGGAUCCACAUGGGAGAAACCAUAUAUGUCCGGCUGCCCAAAGCAACCCUGCUGCCAUUUGCUUUCGUUUCGUGGCGGGAGAAGGAAGAAAGCAAACAGCAAUGGCUCGGCAGUGCUCCGGGAGGGCAGGUGGACCGUGAACGUUCUGGGCCUUAUGCAUGUGCACAUGCACACGUGAAUGUGCUGCACUACCGCCAUUCGCCUUCUUUCUUCUCCCGUUGUGAAACGAAAGCGAAUGGCAGCGGGUUGCUUCGGGUGGUUGCUUCGGGAAGUGGCGCCGUGGCUGAGCCUCCUUCCCCAGGAGCGCCGGAUUCCACAGGCUGUGUUCCUGGAGUAGUGCUGGCAAGCAAGAACCGAUUUCGGGAUCAGAAACUCGACGGAUCGCGGACUAGAUGGAAACGGGGCAGAGUCGCUCGCUUUGCGCAAUUGGCAGGCGGGAUCUACGAGGGGGCGCUGUCAGGAGAGCAAGCGCUGCCCAGCCCAGCCCAGCCCAGCGGGGAAGGAGGAGAAGCGAGUCUUCGCAGGAGAGGGAGGGGCCCAUCACUUGGGAGGACUCUAGAAACAAUGCCAUUUUCUCUAACCGUUAAGAUUGGCUGCAGAAGAGUGCGCAGGUGCGAAUCUAAUCUCCAACUCAAAGGCGAGGGUGGAGCUGCGAGGUGGAUGGAGCCUGGAAUCCCGGGCGGGUGGGAGGAGUUCGGAGCUGGGCACUUGAUCGCUUGCAGCCAGUCGACGGAUCCUGGUGAGGAAGUCAGAUCGAGCGAUGUCGCAGACCAGCGUUCCUGGGUGAGCUCACAUCUUUACCAGGAAGUCAGAUCGAGCGAUGUCGCAGACCAGCGUUCCUGGGUGAGCUCACAUCUUUACCAGGUUCAGGAUCCCUUCAUGGAAGUGGAUGCUCAAAACUCCCGACCACACAGAGACGUGUCAUCUCUCUCUCAGGAACUGGCCUUCAGAGGGAUCUCCCAAGAAGAUCCAGCUCAGAUCACAUCCGAAAGGAAUGGAGCAACCCUAAGGUUUCCUGCAGAAACAUCUUUGCUUUGUGGUGGAACUGAAACUGCUGUUGUCAUUCCAACUCAGAAUCAUAUGUCAUUUGAAGAUAUAGCCGUAUUUUUUUCUGAAGAGGAGUGGGCCCUGCUGAAUCCAGACCAGAAAUUGCUGUACAGGGAGAUCAUGUUGGAAAAUGCAAGGAAUGUGACCUGCAUAGGCGAAAGGUGGGAGAACGAGGACUCUAAGAAGGAGAUGAUAGAGCAUUUGCCAACAGUCAACAAUGAAAUUACAGAAAGGAUGUUCCGAUGUCAAUGGGGAGUCCAAAGUCCUGAGGAAAACCAGCUAAACGGAGAGCCAAAGAAAGCCCUCGCUUUUCAUUGUGUAGAUAGCAACACGCUGCUGGCUGAAAAAAAUCACCAAGAAACCAGAAUGUGUCCAGGCUGUGGAAAAAUAUUGAAGGAGGAAUCAGGAUUGUGUGGAUAUUGCAGAAGGCCGCCUGUCGAGACACAACAUGAAAACAGGGAACGGGCCUUUCCUCUUACUUUAGUUCAAAAUAUAUCGCUUGGGGAGAAAUUAUAUAACUAUGUGGAAUGUGGAGAGAGCUUCAGCCAGAGUAGCCAUCUCAGUAACCAUCAAAAGAGUCACAUCCGGGAGAAUACAAAUCAAUGCAUGGAUUGCGGGAAGAGCUUCCUUCAGAAAAGUCACCUUAUGACCCAUGAAAGGAUCCACCAAGGAGAGAAACCACAUCCAUGCUUGGAGUGUGGAAAGAGCUUCAUUAAGAGAACUUACCUCACUUCUCACAUGAGAAUCCACAGCGGGGAGAAACCCUAUCAAUGUGUGGAGUGUGGGAAGGGCUUCUCUCAGAGAAGCCACCUUCCUUCCCAUAAGAGGAUCCACACGGGGGAGAAACCGUAUCAGUGCCUGGAGUGCGGGAAGCGCUUCAGCGAUGUAAGUCACCUCACUUCCCAUAAAAGGAUCCACACCGGAGAGAAGCCAUAUAAAUGUAUGGAGUGUGGGAAGAGUUUUAGCGUGAGCUGUUCCCUGACAUCCCAUAUGAGGAUCCACCGAGGAGAGAAACCCUAUCAAUGUGUGGAGUGUGGGAAGCGCUUCAGUCGCAAAAGCCGCCUUACUUCCCAUAAGAGGAUCCACACAGGGGAGAAACCGUAUCAGUGCCUGGAGUGCGGAAAGAGCUUCAGUGAUGCACGCUACCUCACUUCCCAUAAAAGGAUCCACACCGGAGAGAAGCCAUAUCAGUGUCUGGAGUGUGGGAAAAGUUUUAGCGUAAGCAGUUCCCUGACAUCCCAUAAAAGGACCCACACAGGGGAGAAGCCAUACAAAUGUACGGAAUGUGGAAAGAGCUUCACUGUAAGCAGUUCCCUUAGUUCUCAUAAAAGGAUCCACACGGGGGAGAAACCAUACAAAUGUGUGGAAUGUGGAAAGAGCUUUAGAAAGAGUAGUUCUGUGACUUCCCACCGAAGGAUCCACACGGGGAAACCAUAUGAGUGCAUGGACUGUGGACAGAACUUCAGAGACCCCAGUUCUGAGGUUAGGAUCCUCGUGCAGAAAUGGACCCUUCCGGCCCUCCCUUUCGCUGUCCUGGCGGACUCCCCUCAGGGAAAAAAAACCGCCUUUGAAGCAUCUUGCGAACCUUCGGAAAAGAACCGUUGGAAGGGGCGGGGCUACGAUUUCCCGCCUGUCUGUGAGGAAGCACCGAGUGACAAAGACAUCCUCCUCUUCUGCUUGAAAACUGAAAGCAUUUAUUUAUUUUGCUCUGUGGGAGGAUUCUUAUCGUUUGAGGAUCAAAGUCCCACAUCUCCCGAAAUGGCUCACAGUGGCUCUUCUUGCCAUUCUGCUCCUCCAACCGAAAGUCCUUUUGCAAACGCAGGACAGACUUCAGAUGGAUGUGAACCAGCGUCUCGGUACACCCCAAAAACCGGCUCACGAGACCCAGAAGGAAAUGGAUCCCGUGUUGCCUUGCUUGGUUCUACUGAGAAAUUCUGGAGAAGAACGAAGAAGGACAACGUCCUGGAAGGAGAAACCACCAAAUGGGCUGGAGGACAUCAAUUUUGCCAGGAGUUCUACAAAGAAGCCGAGGCACCUCGCGAACUUUGCACUCGCUUACACCGUCUUUAUCGUCGAUGGCUGAAGCCAGAGAAACACACGAAAACUCAGAUGUUGGACCUGGUGGUCCUGGAGCAGUUCCUGGCAGUACUGCCCCCAAAGAUGGAGAGCUGGGUGCGAGAGUGUGGAGCAGAGACCAGCUCCCAGGCAGUGGCCCUUGCGGAAGGCUUUCUCCUGAGCCAGGAAGAGGAAAAGAAACAGGGAGAGAUGCAGGUUCAGGAUCCCUUCAUAGAAGUGGAUGCUCAAAACUCCCGACCACACAGAGACAUGUCAUCUCUCUCAAAGGAACUGGCCUUUGGAGGGAUCUCCCAAGAGGAUCCAGCUCACAUCACAUCAGAAGGGAAUGGAGCAACCCUGAAGUUUCCUGCAGAAAUGCCUUUGCUUUGUGGUGGAACUGAAACUGCUGUCGUCAUUCCAACUCAGAAUCAUAUGUCAUUUGAAGAUAUAGCCAUAUUUUUUUCUGAAGAGGAGUGGGCCCUGCUGAAUCCUGAUCAGAAAUUGCUGUACAGGGAAAUCACGUUGGAAAAUGCAAGGAAUGUGACCUGCAUAGGCGAAAGAUGGGAGAACGAGGACUCUAAGACGGAGAUGAUAGAGCACUUGCCAACAGUCAACAAUGAAAUUGGAGAAAGGAUGUUCCGAUGUCAGUGGGGAGUCCAAAGUCCUGAGGAAAACCAGCUAAACGGAGAGCCAGAGAAAGCCCUCGCUUUUCAUUGUGCAGAUAACAAUGCGCUCCAGGCUGAAAAAAAUCACCAAGGAACCGGAAUGUGUCCAGGCUGUGGAAAAAUAUUGAAGGAGGAAUCAGGAUUGUGUGGAUAUUGCAGAAGGCCGCCUGUUGAGGCACAACAUGAAAAUAGGGAACGGACAUUUCCUCUUACUUUAAAUCAAAAUAUAUUGCUUGGGGAGAAAUUAUAUAACUAUGUGGAAUGUGGAGAGAGCUUCAGCCAGAGUAGCCAUCUCAUUAACCAUCAAAAGAGUCAGGUCUGGGAGAAUCCAUAUCAAUGCAUGGAUUGUGGGAAGAGCUUCCAUCAGAAAAGUCACCUUAUGACCCAUGAAAGGAUCCACCGUGGAGAAAAACCACAUCCAUGCUUGGAGUGUGGAAAGAGUUUCAUUAAGAGAACUUACCUCACUUCUCACAUGAGAAUCCACAGCAGGGAGAAACCCUAUCAAUGUACGGAGUGUGGGAAGGGCUUCUGUCGGAAAAGCCGCCUUAUUUCCCAUAAGAGGAUCCACACAGGGGAGAAACCGUAUCAGUGCCUGGAGUGCGGAAAGAGCUUCAGUGAUGCAGGUUACCUUACUUCCCAUAAAAGGAUCCACACUGGAGAGAAGCCGUAUCAGUGUCUGGAGUGUGGGAAGAGUUUUAGCAUAAGCAGUUCCCUGACAUCCCAUAAAAGGACCCACACGGGGGAGAAGCCUUAUAAAUGUACGGAAUGUGGAAAGAGCUUCACUGUAAGCAGUUCCCUUAGUUCUCAUAAAAGGAUCCACACAGGGGAGAAACCGUACAACUGUGCAGAAUGUGGAAAGAGAUUUAGAAAGAGUUGUUCUGUGACUUCCCACAGAAGAAUCCACACGGGAGAACCAUAUGAGUGCACGGACUGUAGACAGAACUUCAGAGACCCCAGUUCUGAGGUUAGGAGCCUCAUGCAGAAAUGUUAGAAUUCUUUAUUGGCCAAGUGUGAUAGGACAUAAGCGGAAUUCGUUUUUUUUUUUUACACAAGGAAAUGUCAUGGAAGUGGAUCAUGGGCUAAAAUAAAUUGGUAUGGCUGAAGGAAGGAAAACGAGGAAUUAUCGCCCUGUAUCCCUCUAUCAGGGAGAUGGGCGGUUAAGAAAUUGGAUGGAUGGACGAUACAUAUAUUGUUUCAUUUCAUUUUAUAAGAUUUAAGAUGAUAAAAUGGUGGAUGAGAUCAACUGAAGGCUCUUGGAAGAGUUACAACUAAUUGAGUCUUUCAUUUGUACCUCAAUAAUUGUCUGGUUUGACACAGCAACCAAACAGGAUAGGUACAGACGGAUAGUUGUACCUAACGGAUAGUUAGGACUGCAAGAUAAAACAAUCACAACCAGCCUUCUACUGAGGAUACACUGCAUGAACCAGAAAGAGGGCUGAGAAAAUACCUAUAGACCCCUCACAUCCUGCACAGAAUCGAUUUCAUCUUCCCCCCCCUCAGGACUCUGCUAUAGGGCAUUGCAUACCAAAACAACCAGACAGAAAGAUAGUUUUCUUCCUCCUCCCCCAUGCCAUCACACUUCAUUCCCACAGAACUCUCUUAUUUUUCAUAUUUUCUCAUUUUUCUCAUCUUUCCAAUUAUCUUCUCCUUUUGGUUCCUUAUGAUUUAUCAAUUAUUUGUAACAAUAGAAUAGAAAUAGAAAUAGAAAUAGAAAUAGAAAUAGAAAUAGAAUAGAAUAGAAUAGAAUUCUUUAUUGCCCAAGUGUGACUGGAUUAAUGAUUGUAACUAUGAUUUGUGAUCUAUGACCCAUUCAUUGCUUUUUAUAUGUACAGUGUGAGUUUAUGCACCAGAGACUUCUCUUCUGUUCUGUUCCACUCCUACUCUACUCUCAUUCCCAUUAUCCUAUCCCGGGGUUGGCAACCUUUAAACCUUAAAGGUCCUAACCGGAAGCCCCCCAUUCAAUUCUGGAGCCAACUGGAAGUCUGGUUCUCCCACCAUAGAGUCUCUUUCUAGCGCGGCGUCAGUUUUCCUCUACCCGUCCUAACCAAAAGCCGUAUCAAUUGUGGAGCAAACCGGAAAAUCUGCCCCUUGCCAUAGAGUCUCCUCCUGGCAUCCCGUGCUUUUCCCUCCCUAACCGGAAGCUCCUCAAAAUUGUGGUGCCAACCAGCAACAGCUGCAGCAGAAGGAUGCAAAAGCCACAUGCGGCUCCAGAGCCGUGUGUUGCCUAGUCCUGUCCUAUCCUAUCCUGUCCUGUCCUAUCCUAUCCUAUCCUAUCCUAUCCUAUCCUAUCCUAUCCUAUAUCAUUGACAAAUAUCUAUAAACCUGUUGAUCAUCAGAGGAAGUAGAUGUAGGGAAUAAGAUGGCAGACAGGAUCAAAAAUCUUGAAAUAGCUAUAGGUUAUUAGAGACAAGUACCUAUAAAUCUGAUCAUUAUAAGCAGUAGAUGGAGGAACAGUUAGUAGGACUUGGCACUUUAGUCUUUCCUUGCGUAUGAAUACUGAAUUUGCAUAUUUCUACAUACCAGGUCUGAUUUUCUUAAUUCCAACUUCACUUACACAGUAACCAAGUUGGAAAGGACCUUGAAGUCUUCUAAUCCAACCUCCUGCUCAAACAGGAGGCUUCCAAUUCUCAAUUCUUUCUCUUUCAUUGGUUCCUUCUGGUAGCUUGAUCUCUCUCCAGUAAGAGUACUUAAUUUGCAUUUGUUUAUAUAUUGGAUUUCCUGUUUAUAAUUUGGUUGCAAAAAUGUAUACUAUCUCCUGUUUAUUAAAGAAAUAUUGAGGUUGGA